AUGUCAUAUAAAAAAGAGGUUGGCGAUGAUGAUGAUGAUGAUGAUGGAGGAAACGAUGACGAGGACGACGCAACAGUAGCGGCAGCGAGUGCUGCCGAAGAGGAAUUAUCGCGAAAAUUCAAAUAUGCAACACUGUGCGAAUAUCUGGAUCGCAUGCAGCGCAUUCGCUGGAACGACAAGUUCGGCAAGCAGAGGGUUCUCAAUGCACUGAUGGCAAAAUGGUCUGCAGAGGCCGGUUCCAAUGAGAGCACCCCAUCAGCAGCAGUAAGCUUCUAUCCUGUUCUUCGGAUCAUGGCAAAUUCUUUGGACGAACGCAAAUUCAACAUGAAAUCGGUUAGUUUUGAAGCAAAAAGUUUUUGGUAA
Molecule: messenger RNA, 363 nt
Organism: Gongylonema pulchrum
Lineage: Eukaryota; Metazoa; Nematoda; Chromadorea; Rhabditida; Gongylonematidae
Source: the annotation of a GenBank genome assembly